Messenger RNA from Labrus mixtus (cuckoo wrasse), 3781 nucleotides. It is a transcript of the gene inpp5d, whose product is annotated as inositol polyphosphate-5-phosphatase D. Lineage: Eukaryota; Metazoa; Chordata; Actinopteri; Labriformes; Labridae. Bases 259 to 3555 code for a protein of 1098 amino acids. Gene Ontology annotation, molecular function: phosphatase activity. Gene Ontology annotation, biological process: phosphatidylinositol dephosphorylation. The transcript has 27 exons. The record is from RefSeq and is a predicted model, not a curated record.
ACAGAACAGGCAGAGCUGAGGGCCCUCCUCUCUCAAAUAAAAUGAGGAAGUUCAGAGUAAAGUUAGUGGCAGCUUCCUUUUACAGCAUUCGGACUCAGAAGAUGAACAAGUGAAAGAAAGGAAUUAAAAGUACGCAGCAUGAAAACAUUAAAAAUAGCCUGAAAGAAAAUAACUAGCGGAGUGUACUUUGGUUUGCUGGAAUCUAUUUGGAAAGCUGAUGCAAAACUCUUGAGCUCAGACUCGCUGAUCGGAAACAGGAUGCCAAGUUAUCAACCUUGGUGUCAUGGUAAUAUAACUCGAUCCAAAGCCGAGGAUCUACUUUCCAAAGCUGCAAGAGAUGGAAGCUUCCUGAUCCGGGACAGUGAGUCCAUACAGGGAGCGUAUGCCCUGUGUGUUCUAUACCAGAACUGUGUGUACACAUACAGAAUCCUGCCAAAUGAGGAUAAGAAGCUCUCUGUCCAGGCAUCAGAUGGAGUUCCUAUCAGGUUCUUCUCUAUGCUGCCUGAGCUGGUGGAGGCGUAUUACAGUACCAACAUGGGUCUGGUCACACACUUGCAGUACCCUGUCCAGAGGGAGGAGGAGUCAGAGGAGGAGCCAGAAGCCUUUAAUCUUCCACCACAGCUUCCACCCAGGAACUUUGCUGCCAACGAUGUCAAAGAAUAUGACCCCAAGUCUUCUGAACAGGCCUGCAAGUCCUUAACAGACACCUACCUGAUGAGGCUGCAGCAUAUGGACCUUUCCUCAGUACCAGAGGAGCAUCUAUUGGCUAUCCAAGAAUACUUCAGGACCUCGAUCUGCUCAGACGCUGAACAAGUCCAGAAUGGUUACCCUACCCUGCCAGGGCUAAAGAAGCUUACUAUGGCAAUCUGCAAGAAUUUAAACAGUGAAAUUACCCGAAUCCUGCCAGCUCUGGAGAUCUUUCACAGGGUGUUCGAACAACAGCUCUCUCUAGGGACUGGAUAUUAUCCAAGACAAAUGUCUGGUGAUUCAGGUCAAUUUGUAUCAUUUAGGCUUGAGCAACUGACCAAACUGCUGUAUUCAAUAGAAGAUAAGGCUAAGAGUACUGUGUCUGAGUCUGUCGGGCACGAUGGAGGUCACAGGAAAUCUCUCAUACCUACUGUUACGUUUGAGGUCAAGCAAGAGUCUCUGGGUAUUUCCACCAAGAUGUUCCUGAAAGUGGAUGUUGAAAGUGGGAAGCUCUACUUUAAGAAGUCAAAAGAUGGACCUGAAGACAAAUACUUUGUGCACAACAAAAUCCUGCAGUUGGUGAAAUCCCAGAAAAUGCACGCCAAACUCGCAAUCUCAGUGGAGACGGAAAAAGAGAAGAUUUUGCGUAAAGAGUUUGUGUUUGAAAAUGCAAAGAAAAGGGAAGGAUUCUGCCAACUCCUUCAACAAAUGAAGAACAAACACUCUGAAAAGACCGAGCCAGACAUGAUCACAGUGUUUGUUGGCACCUGGAACAUGGGUAAUGCGGGUUGUCCCCACAACAUCAACUCCUGGUUUCAGUGUAAAGGCCAGGGGAAGACACAGGACGACACCGCCGAUCAGAUCCCGCACGAUUUCUAUGUCAUCGGGACACAGGAGGAUCCUCUGGGUGAGAGGGAGUGGUCGGAUACAGUGAAAGGUGUGCUGAGGAAUAUCACGAACAUCAGCUUCAAACAGGUGGCGAUCCACACUCUGUGGAACAUUCGGAUCAUCGUCCUGGCCAAACCUGAGCACGAGAACAGGAUCUCACAUGUUUUCUCAGACAGUGUGAAGACAGGGAUUGCCAACACUCUGGGAAACAAAGGAGCAGUGGGCGUGUCCUUCAUGUUCAACAGGACAUCAUUUGGCUUUGUGAACAGUCACCUCACCUCAGGAAGUGAGAAGAAAAUCAGACGCAAUCAAAACUACAUCAACAUCCUGCGAUUCCUGAAUCUGGGAGAUAAGAAGCUGAAUCCGUUUGACAUCACACACCAGUUCACUCACCUCUUCUGGCUCGGCGAUUUAAAUUAUCGUGUUGAAUUACCAUCUACAGAAGCUGAGUACAUGGUGACAAAGAUCAAACAGCAGCAGUACCAGGAGCUGCUCAGUAAAGACCAGCUCAGCAUGGAGAGGAAUGAUGGGAAGGUCUUCUUACAUUUUGCUGAAGAGGAAAUCACGUUUGCACCCACAUAUCGCUUUGAAAGAGACACUCGAGAGAAGUAUGCCUACACAAAGGCCAAAGCAACGGGGACAAAAUACAAUUUGCCCUCCUGGUGUGAUCGUGUCCUGCGGAAGUCAUAUCCUCUGGUCCAUGUGGGCUGCCAAGCAUAUGGCUGCACUAAUGACAUCAUGACAAGUGACCACUCACCAGUUUUCGCCUCAUUUCAAGUGGGUGUGGCCUCCCAGUUUGUCUCCAAGCAAGAUCUAAACAGCGCAACUCAAGGUGGGAUACAGAUCAUGAACUCUGUAGCCACCUUGUUGACAAAAUCAAAGACCAAGUUCUUCAUUGAAUACCACUCCAGCUGCUUAGAGAAGACAGUAAAGACUUCAGAGGGAGAGAACACGGAGCAUUCAGAGGGGUCAAUAAAAGUUUGGUUUGGAAACCAAGUUCAGCUCACACCAAUCAUCUGUGACCCCGAGUACCUCUUGGACCAACACAUCCUCAUCUGUGUGAAGUCGACAGAUAGUGACGAGUCGUACGGAGAGGGCUGUGUUGCUCUGAGAGCUGCUCAGUUCUGCUACACAGAGUUCCAGAUCACACUGACUCACCACGGAGAGAAGACGGGAACUUUGACAGGAGGCAUACAGUUACACACCUCUGAGGGCAAGACCACGGAGAAGUUAUAUGAUUUCAUCAAAGUUGAAAAGGACGACACAGUCGCCCCAAAAGGCAAAGGCGGAGACUCAAACAAGUGUUCAGUCACCCAGGCACAUGAUAUUUCUAACCCCAACUACAUGGGUGUGUCGUUCCAAAAAGGCAAUGUGAUCGAUAAAGGUUGGAGUUACAGCAUGCCACCAAAAAAUAAUCCAGUCACUGGGCAAGGGAGUAAAGAACCCAGGAAAGUUGGCCAUGAUGCGAGCACAUGCAGUAUCACAAAUCCUACGGGUGAAGGUGAGCAGAAGUCAGAGAUGUUUGACAAUCCGUUAUAUGGAUCAAUGGGAAAGUCACAUUCUCGGGGAAAGGAUCAAGACCACCAGCAGAAGGAUCAACUCAUACCAGCUGAUCCAUUCUUUAAACAAGCAGACGGAGACCUUGAUCGCCCCCCGUUGCCCACCCCACGCAACCGCUCCUUCACCUGCUCUGAGACCAAACCUCAGCCUCAGCCUCCCACCCCGCUCACCCUGCUUCCGUCAGUGUACAAGAAACCGGUGGUGCCUUCACGCUCAGAAGGCGGGAUGGGGCCCAACCGUCCUCCUUUACCGUCCAAGUCUCGGCCAGGUGUGCCAGAGCCUCAGAUCACAAAACCCAGAGACUACAGAGAAAGCUCCGAACUCCAGAGCAAACUAAGACCGCCAGCAAGACCGGCCCAGCCACAGCAGCAAAAAGACAUGUAUGCUGAAGUCCCCAAGCUGGGCCGUUCUGUGAAGUGAAACCAGACUGCAGCCGUGACUCUACAGCUUCCUGCUCUGCUUUUUGGAAACAUAAAAUAUGAAAAGGCAAGCUUCAGUCAGUUGAUCCCCUAGCUAAAUGUAUCACACAUUGACUGUAUAUAAAGAUGGAUGAAGUGUCUCCGAAUCCUCCUGUAGUACAAAAUGAAGCCAAAAUUAUACCUGUGGUGAGCGCUGAAAUAGUAAAUGGUAAAUGGACUUAAGCUUG